CAUGCAUUACGUAUAGAAGAACAUACAAAACACUCUUUCUUCAUCUAACAUACAAACUUUCCCCACUCCGGACCAAAUUACGAAAUGGAGGCGUCGUUCAUUAGAUCUCUACCGUCCGCCGGAAACUUCGCCAACCUCUUGCCCACCGGAACCGCCCUCAUAUUCGAAACCCUACUACCGUCUUUCUCCAAUGGCGGCGAGUGCAACAAUAAACCCGCCAAUAAACUCCUCACCAUUUCCCUCAUCUCCUUUUGCGCCGCGGCUUGCUUCUUCUCCUCCUUCACCGACUCAUAUGUAGGCCAAGAUGGCCGCAUUUACUACGGAAUUGCCACCUCGAAUGGUCUCUACAUCCUCAACGACUGUCCCAACGACGGUUAUGAUCCGGAAUCCGGCUUAACGGCUGACAAGAAAAGGAGAUACAAGCUGAGUUUUGUGGAUUUCGUGCAUGCUUUCGUGUCAGUGGUUGUGUUCUUGGCGUUAGCCGUAGAGAGUUCGGAUUUUCGGAAGUGUUUGCUCCCGGAGAACGAUGAAAACAGUUGGGGUGGUCAUUUCGUACUUUUGAUUAAGUAUUUUGCGGUUAUGGUGUUGACAAUGGCGAGCUUCUUCUUUGCUAUCUUUCCCUCAAAACGGAGAGGCAUCGGAUAUACGGACAUUCGUUGAUUCAUAACAUUUGUUUGUGUAUAUAUGUACCUAUAUGGUCUAAACCACCACUUUGAAGUAAGUGUUAAUAACGAAUAAAUAUGUUGGAUAUGU
Arabidopsis arenosa is the source of this 753-nucleotide messenger RNA. The record is from the annotation of a GenBank genome assembly. NCBI's taxonomy places the organism in Eukaryota, Viridiplantae, Streptophyta, Magnoliopsida, Brassicales, Brassicaceae.